CGCGCUCAAACGGACAGGGGUUUGAAUUUCGCCGGGGGCCAAUUCACCGAAAAGCGUGGUCACCUCGCCAUUUUCUCUUCCCCUCCCCUCGUGACAAUGAUGGCAACCCGGAUGCAUGGGUACCAGCAGAUCUUGUUCCGAACGUUUGAAGCCCCUAACUUGUUCGCCCAAGAUGGCUGAGAUUUAUAACACGGACCGCUUCGCGGAGCUCUAUUAUCCAUCCAAUACCGCCGACCUCCUGCAUCUUGGCCUCGCAGCGAGGUUCGUGGCGGCGCUUUUCGAGUCGAGUCGAGUUACUUAUGCCUUCAUCGGAGGAUGGGCGGUCUAUUUGCGGGGUGGUCGUCGCCGCACCCAAGAUAUCGAUAUUACAGUUGCCACCUCGAUGGACAAUUUAAGACAAAUUUUGACUGCAGAACCCCGAAUUCAUUUCCCGGCUAUUCAUGGCCGAACUUCCGUUCAAAUAUUCAUUGACACGGGCCGCAGUGUGGAUGGGGAGUUCCCCCACGUACCGGACUUGGCGGUCAGUAUGGAUAUCGUCAUAAGUGGAAACUUGGGGACACCGGAGGAUCUUCAAUCCUCCCGCGAACCGAUCAAUCCUCAUAGACCAACACCAUUGGGAUCUCCCGUUUUAGUACUUGGAUUGGUCUUCCAAAUCUAUGCAAAACUAGACGCCUUCGCCAGGCGCGGCGAACAAGAUAGCAAAGACUUCGUGGACCUGGAGUUUCUUUUCACCCAAUAUGCGAUUCAAAUACCAGCAUUCCGAGAUUGCUUUAGUGUUGAGCAGCGACAGUAUUUCUGGAUGCAAUAUGCCGCCAAAUAUGCGACCUUUCCAGAACAAGUGGACAAUAUGAGGCUUCUCCUUGGGCUUUGA
Molecule: messenger RNA, 871 nt
Organism: Penicillium pulvis
Lineage: Eukaryota; Fungi; Ascomycota; Eurotiomycetes; Eurotiales; Aspergillaceae
Product: nucleotidyl transferase AbiEii/AbiGii toxin family protein
Exons: 3
Coding region: 116-871 (251 amino acids)
Source: RefSeq, a predicted model, not a curated record